Molecule: messenger RNA, 301 nt
Organism: Suncus etruscus (white-toothed pygmy shrew)
Lineage: Eukaryota; Metazoa; Chordata; Mammalia; Eulipotyphla; Soricidae
Gene: CFAP141
Product: cilia and flagella associated protein 141
Exons: 3
Coding region: 1-258 (85 amino acids)
Source: RefSeq, a predicted model, not a curated record
AUGGGAUUUAAGAAGACUAUCGACAGGUGGCAAAAUUCACGUACUAAGUGUUUGUGGCAGAUGACUCUGAGCCAGAGGAGAAAUCCAUAUGCUGUCCUGAAGAUGCAGGAAAUCAUGGAACAGGAAUUAGCACUGAGCAACAAGGAACUGCUGAGGGUCCGGCAAGCUGCCCUGCACCAGCUGUUCGAAAAGGAAUACCAGCAAUACCAGCAGGAACUCCGACAGAUGGGCAAAGCCUUCUAUGUGGAGAGGAUGUGACAAACCCUACCCUGUCUUCAACACUCAUCGGAGCCCCGACCUC